AUGGAGACUGAACCCCAAGUCUCGGGGACCACGUCUACGUUAAUUCCUCUUGCUUUACCCAAAGGAUCGGAAAAGUUGUGUGAACUUUGUCAAAGACGAGCGCACCUGCAAUGCAACAAGUGUCGAGUCACCUUUUACUGUGAUGCAGAGCACCAGCAGGCUGACUGGGUGGGGAUCCACGAGAGAAUCUGUCAGUUGCUGAUUCCCAUUCGCACCACAACACUCCUUAGUCUCCAGCGGGCCAACCGCAUUGAAAUGCAGCUUAAAAAGGCAGAGCUGAUUGAGAUUUGCAGGGUUGUGGCUCAGAGCAAGCUGUCUGAGGGGAAACACCGGGAGGCUCUGCCUGCCGCCCACUUCUGCCUGCGCUGUUCCAUAGACGUCCAUGGCCCCAGUUCUGUCCAACUGGUCCCCGCCUACCUGCUGCUGGCAGACGCCAACAUGGGUUUAGGUAACCUAACCCUGGUGGCAGAGCUCCUGUCCCAGGCAGAGUGGGUGGUGUUGAAGAACCCAGAAUGUGGUCACACAGUCCACCACCGGCUGCACAGGAGCCUUGGCCGCCUCCACGCAGCGACUGGAAAUCUGGAAGCAGCUCUACUUAACUUUGCAAAUGAUAUAUACUUUGCAAGUGAGGAGUAUGGUCUGGACAGCACAGUCACCUGUGGUGGCUACUUUCUCAUGGCUGACGUGUUUGCCAAACAGGGGAAGAUGCCCAUUGUUCAUUCCUUGUACUCUGAGGUGGCACAUACUUGGCACUGCCAUCUGACCAAACUGCUCAAGACCCACAUGCAAAAUGUCCAAAAUCCUGACAUGUUGUUGGAGCCCUCUAAUGAUAAAGCCUGGCAAGUUGAAGUGGACGGAAUGUUAAGAACCAUGCUGGAGUUUGAGCAGAAUGACUCCAGAAAAGACUCUGCUCAGAUUGCGCUGGUGGCCCACUGCCUGGCCAUGCUGUGGUUUCUGGGAGGAGACUCCCUAAAGGCGCUGGGAUUUGGCAACACGGCCCUGCAGACCAGCCAGCUGAUACCAAACCAUGACCUGUCAGAACCCAUCCAGAGCCUGCUGCAGCUGGUGCAAAGUCAGCAGACAGACCCACAUCCUAGUUCUGACUAGUCACCGUACCUUCCCUCCCUGUGUUUGGAGAUCUGCUCCAUCAGGACAUCAGGAUGUUUAGCCCCCCACUGAU
Toxotes jaculatrix (banded archerfish) is the source of this 1180-nucleotide messenger RNA. RefSeq names its product zinc finger, MYND-type containing 12 (gene zmynd12). NCBI's taxonomy places the organism in Eukaryota, Metazoa, Chordata, Actinopteri, Toxotidae. Bases 1 to 1107 code for a protein of 368 amino acids. The transcript has 8 exons. Gene Ontology annotation, molecular function: protein binding. The record is from RefSeq and is a predicted model, not a curated record.